Messenger RNA from Dictyostelium purpureum, 8886 nucleotides. RefSeq lists its product as uncharacterized. The record is from RefSeq and is a predicted model, not a curated record. NCBI's taxonomy places the organism in Eukaryota, Evosea, Eumycetozoa, Dictyosteliales, Dictyosteliaceae. The coding region runs from base 1 to 8886 and encodes 2961 amino acids. Gene Ontology annotation, molecular function: oxidoreductase activity; 3-oxoacyl-[acyl-carrier-protein] synthase activity. The transcript has 3 exons. Gene Ontology annotation, biological process: fatty acid biosynthetic process.
AUGGAAAUAAAAGAUAAAAACAAUCUUUAUGAAAGAAAUAAUGGAGAUGUUGCUGUAAUUGGUGCAGGUUUUAGAGUUCCAAGUGGAGAUUUAAAAAAAUCAAUUUCAAAUACAAAUGAAUUAUGGAAUGGGUUAUCGAGAGGAUUAAAUGGUAUCGUAGAGACAUCUGAAAGAUGGUCUGAUAACUAUGCUGCUACAGGUGAUAUCAUUUGUAAAUAUGCUGGUCUUAUUCCUCUUGAUGAAUGGAAAUCUUUUGACCCUAUUUUCUUUGGUAUCCAUCCAAGUGAUGAAAAUGUCAGUUCUAUCGAUCCUCAACAAAGAAUGCUUUUAAAAUGUACAUGGGAAGCAUUAGAAGAUAGCGGAAUAGAUCCAAUAGCAUUAAGAGGUUCAAACACAAGUACUUUUAUGGGAUCUUCUACCAUAGAUUAUAAUUCUAUAAACAAAUCUCUAUUUGAAACUCAAAAUAAUAUUUUCGGAUCCACAUCUCAUUCAGUCGCCAAUAGAAUAUCAUAUUGUUUCGAUUUUCGUGGAGAGUCACUUACUAUCGAUACUGCAUGUAGUUCAUCAUUAAAUGCGAUUAACCUUGGUUACAAGUCAAUUAAAGAUGGUGUUUCAGAUUUAUCUAUCGUAGGUGGUGUUAAUUUCAUUAUUGAUCCUCAUAUUUCAAAAUCAUUUACCCAGUUAGGUAUGUUAAGUCCAACUGGAAAGUGCCACUCAUUCUCAUCAGAUGCUGAUGGUUAUGUUCGUUCAGAAAGUGUUGGUGUUGUAGUAUUGAAAAGUUUAGAACAAGCAAUAAAAGAUGGUAAUAACAUUUAUUGUGUUAUCAAAGGCUCAAGUUCAAAUGUAGAUGGUAACUAUGACAAAACAAACUUUUAUUCACCAUCAAAAUCAUCACAAUAUGAAAAUAUUAAAUCUGCUAUUCAAUCUACCAAUGGUCAAAUCAAUGCAUCUGAUAUUGACUAUGUUGAAUGUCACGGUACUGGUACACCAAAUGGAGAUCCAAUAGAACUAGAAGGUAUUUCAAGAGUAUUCAAAGAUACAAACAAACAAGUUUUGAUUGGCUCUAUUAAAUCAAAUAUUGGUCAUGGUGAAGCAUCAUCAGGUGUAAUAGCAUUAAUCAAAUGUUGUGUCAUGUUUAAAAACCAAUCAUUUGUUCAAAAUAUCAAUUUUAAAUCACCAAAUCCUGAUAUCAAUUUUGAAGAAUGGCGUUUAAAAGUUGUAACUGAACCAACACCAUUCAAUAACAAUAAAAAUACUGUUAUGGUUAUAAAUAAUUUUGGGGUAACUGGCUCAAAUUGCUCUAUUGUUUUAUCAGAAUAUAGUAUUAAAAAGAAUCAAAACUCUAAAAUAAUAAAUAAAAAGUAUUUAAUACCAUUUUCAUCCAAUUCUUUGAUUUCAUUGGAUAAUUAUAAACAAAUAAUAGUCAAUCAAUCAGACACAUUUGAUUUCAAUCAAUUUGCAAACAAUCAAAUUAAAUUUAAAUCAACAUCACUUGUUCAAAGAUCAGUUAUUAUUGCAAGUAACUGGAAUGAAUUUGUUGACAAAAAAAAUGAAAUAUCAUCAAAUUCAAAUACAUUUUCCAAUAUUACAGUUAAAAAUAAGAGCCCAUUUACAGUUUUUGUACUCAGUGGCCAAGGAUCGCAAUAUAAUCGAAUGGCAUUGGAAUUAUAUGAAAAUGAAACAAUUUUCAAGCAAUGGACAGAUAAAUUCGAUAAUGAACUUUUCAAAUACUAUGGAUACUCUGUUUUAGAAAAGCUAAGAUCAAUCGAUGAUAAUGAUAUGAUGUCGAUACAUGAGCCAAUUCUUGCACAACCUGCAAAUGUAAUGAUUCAAGUAUCAUUAUUCGAACUAUAUAAACACUGGGGUAUCAAAGCAGAUUUAAUCGUUGGUCAUUCUCUUGGUGAAAUAUCAGCAUCAUAUUGCUCUGGUAUGAUUGACUUUGAAACAUUAUGUUAUUUAGUAUACCACAGAUCGGUAGCCCAAAAUAGAACAACUGGUACUGGUAGAAUGUUAUCUGUUAAUAUAAGUGCUGAAGAAUAUAUUUCAAAUUAUUCAUCAAAAUACCCAACAAUUGAAUUUGCCUGUUACAACUCGCCAUCAUCAAUUGUAAUCGCAGGUAAAGAACAUUUGUUAAAUGAAAUUGCAACUGAUUUAAAAUCAAAAGAUAUAUUUUGUGCAAUGUUAGGGUCACUAUCAUCACUCCAUACAUCAAGCCAAUUAGUUAUUAAAGAUGAAAUAUGUUCAAUGAAUAUUAAAUCAAAUCAAUCAACAACACCUGUAUUUUCAACAGUCACAACCAACUUAUUUAAUCACGAAACAACACCAUUCAAUUCAGAAUAUGUAUUUGAAAAUGUUUUACAACCAGUAAGAUUCACUCAAACCAUUUCAAACAUAUACAAAUACAUUGAAGAAAACAACUAUGGUAAUGAAGUAACAUUUAUUGAAGUUGCACCACAUCCAACACUAUCAUUCUAUUUAAAUCAAAUGAAAUCAAAACAAUCACCAUAUUUCAAUAAUGGAGAUAAAAUAACUAUUCAUUCACCACUUCACAAAAAGAAAAAUGACUAUGACGAGUUUUUAAAAACAAUUUCAACACUUUAUGUAAACCACUCAUUUAAAAUUAAUUUUAAAUCACAAAUUGAUUACACCGAUAGUAGUAUCAGCAACCUUCCAAUUAAUAGUUUACCACUAUAUCAAUGGGAUGAUAAAAUGUAUUUCAAAAAUAAUUCAACAUAUGAAAAGAUUAAAAAAGAAGGACCUCCAAUCCAACAUCUUGGUAAUACAAAUGAACUACCAUUUAUAUCGUAUCAAACAUUUAUAAAUACUAAUAAACAACCAUUCCAAUGGCUAAAAGGACAUCAAGUAAAAGGUAAAUAUUACUUCCCAGGAUGUGGAUAUGUUAUAAAUUUAUUAAACAUUUAUCCAAAUCAAGAUAUUACAAUCAAUAAUAUCGAAUUUAGAACACCAUUAAUCUUACAAGAUGGAGUCGAUCGAUGUUUACAAACAACAAUCAACACACUAUCAAAGAAUGAAUACAAUGUCAAAUCUCAUUUCAAAGAUACAACAACAAAUCAAUGGGUAUUAUGCUCCACUGGUAACUUUAGUCUAUUCAAACAUGGUAAUGAAAUUAACAAAAUUAAUAUUGAUAGAUUAAAAACCAAAUGUAAUUUCAUCACCAAACUAUCCAAAUCUGAUCUUUAUGAAUCAAUUAAAAUCAAAACUGGAUUAACUUAUAAAGGACUAUUCCAAGGUGUCAAAGAAUGCUAUAUUGGUGAUAACUGUUCACUUUCAAUUGUAUCAUUAAAUGAAAUUCAAAAUCAAAAUGAAUUCAAUCAUUUAAUUGAAAACGAUUCAAUGAAAUCAUUCUUUAAUGCUGCAAUACUAGAUUCGUGCUUACAUGGUAUUAUGUGUUACAUUCAACAUCAAAGUCUAACUAUAUUAGAUAGAAUCGAAGGAUUAAAAUACUAUUCAACAAAUAUACCACCAAAUAAUCAACAAUCUGAAUUAUAUGUAUAUACUGAAAUGAAGCCAAAAACUGGCUCAUAUUCAUACUCUGGAUCAGUCAAAAUAAUGCUAAAUGAUGGUACUUUAUUAGUUGAGAUUACAAAUAUUGUUUGUACAUCACUUACACCUAUCAUCGACAACACACUAAUUAUUCCACCACCAUCAAAUGAAAUCUAUACUCCAUAUCAACAAUCAAAAGACUCUAUAAUUAAAAAACCAGAAUCAUUCAAACAUCUAUACCAAAUUGAUGAACUAAGUGUCAAAGAUCAAGAUUAUCAAUUAAUAUCAAAUGAACAUUUAUUAUCACUCUUUUAUACACAUAUCAAUCAAAGAUGUCCAGAUAUCAACAAUGAAACAUUAUCAACAAUCGAUUACAACCAAUUUAAACAAUUAUAUUACAGAGAAUCAAUUAAUGAAAACCUAUUUAUUUUUAUUUUUGAAAAUUUAAAAAAUUAUAACGAAUUAGGAAAUAAAAAACAAAUAAACCUAUUUAAACAACUUAAUAAAAACGAAAAGCUAUUUGAAAAAACCACCAAAAUAAUGGCAAAACAAAUAUUCCCAUUAGAAAAUGAUGACGAAUACACUGAUACAGCUCAAUCACUUUUUGAUGGUGGGUUUUUAGAAGACUUUUAUAAAACAUCAAAAACUGUUCAACCAAUAAACAUUUUAUUAAGUGAAAUAAUAUUAGAAACUAUCAAACCAAUUUCCAACGAACCGAUUGUAUUCAGAAUAUUAGAAUUUGGAGGAGGUGUAGGCUCAUUAUCAAUUAUCGUACUCGAAAAGAUUAAUAAACUAUUAAUCGAAAAUCCAUCAUCAAACAUUGACAUUGAGUUUACAUGGAGCGAUGUUUCUGCAUCAUUUUUUACUGACAUCAAAGAAAAGUUUUCAAAUAUCAAAGGAGUCAAUAUUAUCUAUCGUGUUCUAGAUUUAGAAAAAGGGUUAAUUGAUCAAGAAUUAAGACCAUCAUAUUAUGAUAUGGUUAUAAUGUCAAAUGUAUUACAUGUUGUAAAACAACUUAAGUUCAGUUUAAAUGAAAUUCAUAACAUUUUAACACCAAACGGUCAAUUAAUUUAUAUUGAACCACCAUACAAAUCAAUUAUAUAUGACUCUAUAUUCGGUGUAUUCUCUCAAUGGUGGCCAUCAACAGAAGAUUUAGAAAUUAGAAAAGAUAGAUGUUGUAUGAAACAAUCAAAUUGGUACAAACUAUUAAAUGAAUGUAAUUAUAAAGACACAAUAAUUUCUGGUAAUGAUAACCAAGUAUUUUUAAUUCAAACAAGAAAACCAACAAUAAAUGAAAUAGUUUUAUCAAAUAGAGAACCUAUAGAACAAUUAACUUCAUAUAAUAAUAUUAUAUUAUUUGGAAACAGUGAUAAUUACAAAAUCAACCAAUUAUUUAAAUCAAAUAAACAAUUAAACACAAAAAUACAUCAAAUGAACAGUUCCAAAGAGUUUAAACAUUGGCUUCAACAAUCAAUCGAUUCAAUUAAACAAUGUAAAACAUUAAUAAUGUUUAUGAAAACAAUUGAUACAUUAGAUGUAACCAACUUUAAAGAGAUAACAUUCGAAUACAUUCAAAUUAAUCAAAGCAUACUCCAACAUGAACUAUCAGAUUACUUUACACAUGUUCUAAUAUCAGUAAACUCAACAUCUGAUAACUACUUAUCAUCAUCAAUCGUUGGUGCUGCAAGAUAUUUUGUAGAAUUUCCACAAUUAAAUCUAUUCACAUUAAACUUUGAUAAUAUUUCACUUCAAAAUGAAAAUAUAUUAUCACUUAUCGAUAUAUUAAUAAAUCCAACAUCAAAUAUUCAAAGAGAAUUUACAAUUACAAAUAACACAGUUUAUUAUGAAAGAUACAAAAAACAAAGCAAAUUUAAACAAACAUUUAAAUCUGAAUCAUUUGAAACAAAUAAAGACAACUUAAUGAUUCAACUUGAUCCAAAUUUAGAAUAUGUAUUAAAAACUAAAAAACAACAAUUAAAACCAAAUGAAAUCGAAAUCGAAGUUAAAGGUACUGGUAUCAACUAUAAAGACUAUUUAAUGUAUAUUGGUCAAGUAUCAAAUUAUAUCGAUAUCAACUAUGGUAAAGAAGAAGAGGUUGAAAAUGGUGCAAACCAAGCCCCGAAUAUUUGUAAUGACUUUAGUGGUAUUAUAACUCGUUGUGGAAGCAAUAUAAAGAAAUUCAAAGUUGGAGAUGAAGUAUUUGGCUCAGCUUCAAAAACUAGUGGAUCACAUGUUGUUAUAGAUUACAGAUAUGUAUAUUAUAAACCAAAUAAUAUGAACCAUGUACAAGCAGCAUCUAUUCCAUCGAUUUAUGUUACAACAUUACAUAGUAUAUUUUAUAUUGGUAAUUUACAAUCAGAUCAAACAAUUUUAAUUCACUCAGCAUCAGGUGGUAUAGGUCUAUCAGCAUUAGAACUAUUAAAGUGUAAACAACACAAAGGUUAUAUAUUUUUAACAGUCGGUUCAAAAGAUAAAGAACAAUACUUAAUAGACAAAUAUGGCUCAUUUAUUACUGGUAUUUAUUCAUCAAGAAAUAAAAACUAUUUUCAUCAAAUAAAAAACAAAUUAUUAGAACUAGAAUGUGACAAAGAUCAUCAAGGUGUAGAUUUAAUAUUAAAUACAUUAUCAUCGGAAUAUAUGGAUUCAAACUUCCAAUGUUUAAACAGUUGUGGUAGAAUUGUAGAUCUUUCAAUUACACAUUUAACACCAAAUGAUUAUAUGACAAACAAUCACUUUAAAUACAACUAUGGAUAUUAUAAUGUAGAGAUGGUUUAUUUAUCAGAAUCAUUAUUUAGAAACUAUUUAAAAAAAAUAUUUAAAAUGUUCAAUUCAAACAAAUUAGAACUAAUUCCAAUCAUUGAGUAUUCAAAUAGUCAAUUCAAAAAUGCACUCGAAUAUAUCAAUGAAAGACAACACAUCGGUAAAAUUGUAGUUAACCAUGAUACUGAUAUGCUAUCAAAGGUACUCAAUGAGCAACAACAAAAUAAUUCAAUUAUUAUGAAGAGUAGUUAUGAUAUAUCAAGAUUAGAUAUUGGUAAAAACAUAUUAGUAACAGGUCAAACAGGUAUUAUAUUAGAAAUAAUGAAAUGGCUUGUUAAAUAUUCAAACAAAUCAAUCGAUAAUAUUAUAAUUCUAUCAAGAUCACCAUUAAAAUGGGAAUUAGAACUAUUAAUCAAUCAAACUAAACAUCAAAAAGAUAAUACAAUCAAAUUCCACUUUAAUCAAAUCGAUAUUGAAGAUAGCAACGAAAUUCAGAAACUAUUAAACCAACUAGAGUCCAAUUCAAACAUUACAAAUAUCGAUACAGUAAUGCAUUUUGCAUUUGUAAACGAUAUUGGUGAUGUUCAAGAUGUCGAUAUGAAUCGUUUAAAUAUUGCACAUGGUGCAAAAACAAUUGGUGCAAUCAAUUUACACAACGAAUCAAUUCAACGUUCAUGGAAAAUAAAACAAUUUAUAAUGGCAUCAUCAGUUGUAUCAAUAUUUGGCUCAGAUCAACAAUGUUGUUAUGUAAGCGCCUGUAGUGUCGUUGACUCGUUAUCUAAAUUUAGACAGUCCACUGGAUUACCAUCACUAUCAGUUAAUUUAGGUGCAAUAUCAUCAACUGGUUUUAUUUCAAGAAAUGAUGCAAUAGAAACAAUGUUGCAUAGUUCAGUAUUAAAAUUAUUUUCACCUCAAUUAAUUUUAAGCUCAUUAGAUUUAUUCAUUCAAAAUAGCAGCAAAUAUUCAAAUUAUUGUUUAUCAGAUUUCGAUUUUGAAAACUUACAAUCAAAUAAAUCAAACAAUUACCAUUUUAAACUUGAUUAUCAAAUAAAUAUGAUUAGAAAAAAAAACAAAUCAAUCAAUUCAAUAAGUGGUGAUAAUGAUGAAAGCAUGAAACAAUCAAUUAUAAAUAAGAUUUCAGAACUAUUAUCAAUAGAUGAAUCCAAAAUAAAUCUUGAUCUCCAACUGACACAAUAUGGAUCUGAUAGUUUAAUGCAAGUUCAACUAAAAAACUGGAUCGAUAAUCAAUUUGGACAUAAUUUAAUUACCAUUCAACAAUUACAAAACAAUAAAAUUUCACAAUCAAUAGAUAUUAUUACCAAAACAUUCAAAAAUAAAAAUAAUAACACAAAGAAAGAAUCAAUAGCAGACAAAGAAAAUAAAAAAUCGAUUGAAGAAUUUAUUCAAGAUGAAAUUAAAUUAGAAGAUUCAAUAGUAUCAAAACCAUAUUCAAUGGAAUCUAUAUUAAAUAAUAAUAAUAAAUCAAUAUUACUAACAGGUUCAAAUGGAUAUCUUGGUGGAUAUUUAUUAAAUCAUUUAGUUCAAAUGCAAAGUUGUUCAAAAGUAUAUUGUUUAAUUAGAAAUAAAUCAAAUUCACCAAACCCAGUAAAUGAAAUUAUAAAUAAUCUUAAACACCAUCAACAAUAUGACAAUCUAACUCAACAACAACUAUCAAAGAUUAUUGCAAUCACAGGUGAUAUUUCAAAAUAUAGAUUUGGACUUUCAAAUGAAACAUAUUCAAUACUUUCAAACGAAGUAGAUAUCAUAAUAAACUCAGCAGCUGAUCUAAAUUUACAAUCAAAAUACCAUGAAUGUAAACCUGUAAAUGUCAAUGGUGUUAAAGAAUUAAUUAAAUUCUCGAUUUCAAACGAAACACAAAAACCAAUUGUCCAUUUUUCAUCAAUCUCAGUAUUCUUUAACUAUACAUUACAUGAUCAAGAGUUUGACGAAGAUAAAAUAUUACCAAGAUUUGAAAGCACAUCAAUAGGAUAUGUACAAACAAAAGUAAUCUCAGAACGUCUAUUAACAUAUGCAGAAAAAUCAAGAGGUAUUCCAUCAUUAAUAAUUCGUUUACCAGAUAUCUGGUCAAAUCCUGAAACUGGUAUAGGUCAUCCAAACGACUUUCUCCAACUAUCAGUUCAAGCUUCUAGUGUUAUUGGCUGUUAUCCAAAUAUAUAUAAAGACUUGUUUACUACACCAAUUACAGUUUUAGCUAGAAAUAUAAUAAAUAUGAUAUUUAAUGAGAAGAGUUGGGUAAAUUCAAAUUCAACCUCAAAUUCAAUUUAUUCUUUAAAUGGUGAUUCAAUUGAAAUUAAAACAAUAUAUAAAGUAUUAGAGAAAUACUAUAAUUGUGAAGAAAUAGAAUUUGAAAAAUGGCAAGAGAUAGUUUCACAAUCAAAUCAUAAAUCAUGUAUCAAUUUUAAUAUACAUCACAAACAAAACAAAAAAACUUUUGCUUCAGAUAUUUUCAUUGAAAAAGGUUUCAAAAUGUCAAAUAAAACCAAACAAUUAUUAAAAUCAAUUAGUUCAUAUGAUGAAAAAGAAUGGGAAAUUAAUGAUCAAACAAUUAUAAAUAAUAUAACUUGUAUUAAUUAUAGGGAUCACAAUUUAGGUUAUUUUUAG